Messenger RNA from Misgurnus anguillicaudatus (oriental weatherfish), 3129 nucleotides. It is a transcript of the gene gpr37b, whose product is annotated as G protein-coupled receptor 37b. Gene Ontology annotation, biological process: adenylate cyclase-inhibiting G protein-coupled receptor signaling pathway; positive regulation of MAPK cascade. Gene Ontology annotation, cellular component: plasma membrane; signaling receptor complex. The record is from RefSeq and is a predicted model, not a curated record. Gene Ontology annotation, molecular function: prosaposin receptor activity; G protein-coupled peptide receptor activity. Lineage: Eukaryota; Metazoa; Chordata; Actinopteri; Cypriniformes; Cobitidae.
UGUGAUGCUGAUGGAUCCGGCUUGACAGAACAAGGUUAUCUGCCAGAGGAGAGUCCGUCCAUUUUCUUCAGCUCCUUACACUUAGGAGAAGCUGUCGAAGCGGAGGGCGCAGCAACUCCCCACCCGCGCGCCCGCGCGUCCCCCCGGACUCUCCUGCACAUUGAGGAUCACAGCAAAAGCGCUCCGAUUAUCCAGGACGACUCCAGGUUGCCGCGCCCAAACCACGAGAUGCGACCGACCCUUACUGCUGAAGCGAAUGCGAUGCGCUUUAUACACAGAAACGGAUGCAGAAAUAAGCGCGUUUGGAGGGAAUAACGCCUUACUGCCACUUUACUGAGAUUUUGUUGCAUUUGCUGCAUGGAGCGGAUGAAACACGACAACUCAUUUGAAUGAAUUUUGCGCAAGUAUGCAUUCGUGAUCGUUCCAGUGGGAACUUUUUCCUCCGACACUGCGCGACAGGGAAAGCAUCGUGUUUUAUUUGCGAUGCAUCAUACUAGAGUGAUUUUUUUAACACCUCCAGCACGUUGACCCGUUGAAGAUGCAGGUGCUGCUUUUAAAAACGAUCUUUUUCAUAGCUGGAUGCCCACAUGUUCUGCUGCAUGAAGAAAAUCACAGUGCACACACCAAAGAAACUGGCAGCAUUCAUUUUAGGGGUCUUCAUCAUGGUGCCAAGCAUCAUGCAAAGCAUCAAGCUACAGGUACGCCUGCCUUUGACAUCAAACAGACUUCAGAGAACAACAGUAAGUUUGCCUCUCAUCUCUGGCUGGUUUUAGACAGCAGAAGUAAACGGUAUGGAUACAGUCAUCUCAUGUCAAACAGAACACACACGGUCCGGCAGGGUGGAACAAACCCACACAAACGCUAUCGGGAACAUAAAAAGGAGGAGAUGCAUGGUAAGAUGCCCGCUACCAUGGGAACUGCAGGUGGACACAAUAACUCCAAGCCGAAUUCAAUGAGGUGGGGACACGAGAGAAACCACAGACGCAAAAGGGGUACAAAGGAACACCACAAGAGAACGUUUAAGAGGGGCCAGAAGAAAAGCACCGUCCCUCUGACACCACCCCAAACUUAUUAUAAUGCCCUGGCAUCCUCUUUAACCCUUUGGGAACCGCUGCCUAAACCCCUGGCUCUUACCGCCACCGAUUUUCCAUUUGAUCUUUCCCAAAAUGCUGAAUUCCACACCAAACAGGUAGACGACCCGUGGGACGCCACGCCAAUGACUCCUCCAUAUGCAGAGGAUGAGGAAAGUGAACUGUUCCCCAAUCCUUUCUACCCCGUUACCAGCGAGACAUACGGAGCGUAUGCAAUCACUAUUGUCUCGGCCCUUAUUUUUGCCGUGGGAAUAAUCGGGAACAUAGCAAUAAUGUGUGUCGUGUGCCAUAAUUACUACAUGAGGAGCAUCUCAAAUGCUCUUCUCGCCAACCUGGCCAUUUGGGACUUUGCACUGCUUUUGUUUUGCCUGCCUUUGGUGGUGUUUCACGAACUGACUAAGACCUGGCUGCUGGGCCAGUUCACCUGUAAAGUGGUACCGUAUAUAGAGGUGGCAUCUUUAGGCGUGACGACCUUUACCCUCUGCGCGCUCUGCAUCGAUCGAUUCCGUGCCGCCACCAAUGUCCAGAUGUACUACGAGAUGAUCGAAAACUGCACCUCUACGGCCGCGAAACUAGGCGUCAUUUGGAUCGGUGCCUUACUUCUUGCCUUGCCCGAGCUGCUGAUCCGCCAACUGGUGGCGGAAAACGGAGACGGCACGUUAGAGGAUCCCGCUUCGGAACGCUGCCUGAUCCGAAUCUCUACAUCCCUCCCCGACACCCUCUACGUGCUGGGCCUGACAUACGAAGGCGCCCGUCUGUGGUGGUGCUUCGGUUGUUAUUUCUGCCUGCCCACGCUUUUCACCAUCGGCAGCUCGGUGGCCACCGCCCGCAGGAUCCGUCGCGCCGAGCGCGGCUGUGCCAGAGGCAACAAGAAGCAGAUUCGACUGGAAAGCCAAAUGAACUGCACCGUGGUGGCGCUCGCGAUCGUGUACGGCGCGUGCGUGGUGCCGGAGAACGUCUGCAAUAUGGUUUCGGCGUACAUGGCGGCAGGCGUGUCGCAGAGCACCAUGGCGCUGUUGCACCUGAUAAGUCAGCUGCUGCUGUUCCUGCGGGCGGCCAUCACACCCGUCCUGCUGCUUUGCCUGUGCAGACCCUUUGGCCGGGCCUUCCUGGAGUGCUGCUGCUGUUGUUGCGCCGAUGCGUGCGGGAUAGCGGCCCACUCUUCGGCGGCGGGCAGUGACGACAACGAACACGAGUGCACCACCGAACUUGAACUGUCUCCGUUCAGCACCAUACGUCGGGAAAUGUCCAACUACACAGCGACUGGAUCUCACUGCUGAGUUUUGCGUUUACAGUAAUUCCAGUGCCACACUAUUUUAUCUUACCUGUGUAAAUACUUUUACCACAGUUCAUAUGUUGCUCUUGUAAAGAAAGUAAUGUAGACUAAAAAUUAUGUAAUAAUUACAUUUUUUUAAUUGUCUUAAAAUAUAUAUAUAAAUAUAUAAACACACUGAUGUAGUGAGUGCUUUAGAUUUGACCUUUUUUGUGCACUUUAGCUUUCUCUCAGCGCUUUCGUGGACUUCACAAAGGCCUUCACACAGGAUGUGCCAGUAUUCAUAAAUCAAAUGAGUCAUAGGGGUUCCAAUGUUAAGCUGUUUUAAAAAAUCAAUGCGACGCAGAGCAGCGGCCAAAGAUGUCUGUCUCACAGAGACCUUCAACUAAACAACUCAACGCCACGUCCUGUCUGAACGGCCCUUUACUGUCGCACGGUGUGUUUCUGCAUUUAUUGAAAGUAACAUAUCUCUGAUGUUUCUCGAUGGCUGUGUGUUGCGUGCCGUGACUCUUUCUCUCGAUGCAUUUUGAUUCGUGUGAAUCGUUCUUGAAGUCUGUAGAGCAGAUGUGUGGAUAACUCACCCGCCCCAUCUGUAAAUGUCUGAAGCCUGUCAACAUCCACACAAUGCUCGUUCUAGUUAACACUUUCUAAUCGUUUUUAUAUAACCACAACCAAAUGUCUCUUUAAUAAACAGAACAGAUGUUUGCUAGAGAAAUGGCAAACUGAUAUAUUAAAAUGGAGGUGUGUUUGCUUUCAUUGUAUUUA